Molecule: messenger RNA, 1814 nt
Organism: Sciurus carolinensis (gray squirrel)
Lineage: Eukaryota; Metazoa; Chordata; Mammalia; Rodentia; Sciuridae
Gene: Hao1
Product: hydroxyacid oxidase 1
Exons: 8
Coding region: 34-1146 (370 amino acids)
Molecular function (GO): FMN binding; oxidoreductase activity
Source: RefSeq, a predicted model, not a curated record
CAGAAAUAGCCAAGGCAGCAACAAGCUAGGAAAAUGUUCUCCCGACUGGUUUGUAUCAAUGAUUAUGAACAACAUGCUAAAUCAGUACUUCAAAAGUCUAUAUAUGACUAUUAUAGAUCGGGGGCAAAUGAUCAGGAGACCUUGGCUGAUAAUAUUACAGCAUUUUCCAGAUGGAAGCUAUAUCCAAGGAUGCUCCAGAAUGUUGCUGAAAUUGAUUUGUCAACUUCCAUUUUAGGACAGAGGGUCAGCAUGCCAAUAUGUGCUGGAGCUACUGCCAUGCAGUGCAUGGCUCAUGUGGAUGGAGAACUUGCCACUGUGAGAGCCUGUCAGGUCCUGGGAACCGGCAUGAUGCUGAGUUCCUGGGCAACCUCCUCAAUCGAAGAAGUGGCAAAGGCUGGUCCUGAGGCGCUUCGCUGGCUGCAGCUAUACAUCUACAAGGACCGGGAGGUCACCAGGCAGCUGGUGAAGCGAGCGGAAAAGAUGGGCUACAAGGCCAUAUUCGUGACUGUGGAUACCCCUUACCUGGGAAACCGCUUUGACGAUGUGCGGAACAGGUUCAAGCUGCCUCCUCAAUUCAGGUUGAAGAAUUUUGAAACCAAUGAUUUAGCAUUUUCUCCUACGGAAAAUUUUGGAGAUGACAGUGGACUUGCUGCAUAUGUGGUGAAAGCUAUAGACCCAUCCAUCAGUUGGAAAGAUAUUGAAUGGCUGAGGGGACUGACAUCAUUGCCCAUUGUUGCAAAGGGCAUUUUAAGAGGUGAUGAUGCCAGGAAGGCAGUUGAGCAUGGUCUGGAUGGGAUCUUGGUGUCCAAUCAUGGUGCUCGACAACUUGAUGGAGUGCCAGCUACCAUUGAUGUUCUGCCAGAGAUUGUAGAGGCUGUAGAGGGGAAGGUGGAAGUCUUCCUGGAUGGGGGCGUCAGGAAAGGCACUGAUGUUCUGAAAGCUCUGGCCCUGGGUGCCAAGGCUGUGUUUGUGGGGAGACCCAUCAUAUGGGGCUUGGCCUUCCAGGGGGAGAAAGGAGUCCAAGAUGUCCUUGAGAUACUAAAGGAAGAAUUUCGGUUAGCCAUGGCUCUGAGUGGGUGCCAGAAUGUGAAAGUCAUCGACAAGACAUUGGUGAGGAAAAAUCCUUUGGCUGUUUCCAAGAUCUGACAGUGCACAAUAUUUUCCCAUCUGUAUUAUUUUUUUUUCAGCAUGUAUUACUUGACAAAGAGACACUGUGCAGAGGGUGACCACAGUCUGUAAUUCCCCACUUCGAUACAAAGGGUGUCGUUCUUCUCUAACAAAAUAGCAAUCCCUUUUAGUUCAUUGCUUUUGACUUUUCAAUGGGUGUCAUAGGAACUUUUUAGAAAGAAAUGGACUUGCAUCCUGGAAAUAUAUUAACUGUUAAAAAGAAAACAUUGAAAAUGUGUUUAGACAACGUCAUCCCCUGGCAGGCUAAAGUGCUGGAAAACAAAAGAUAUCCUUUGGUAAAAUUGGAGGUAGCUAACAGAGAGGUAAAAAGAUAAUGUUCUCACUGUGUAUUAACCUGCAUUGUGUUUGGAUACCCUUAAAAUCAUGGAUCUUAAAUUGUAUGCUCAGAUUUGAGAUAUUGGAAAUGCCUGGAGAAAUGUGAGAUUCCGAAUUACAACCCAGAAGAGAUAGUACCGGGAAUUGGAAUGGGUGAUGGUAAUUUGUGAUUUUUCUAGAUAGUUUUACUUUCUAACACCCCUGAGCCAAGCUGCUGCCUUGAAGGUAAAUGUCCAUUCUCAUUGUUAUUGUUUAAGCAGAUCUGAAUUUAUGGUGUAUAUUGCUUUCUAAUCAUAAAUAAAUAAUUUUUA